AUCAAUCUCAUAUCAGGUUGAAACAAUCCUUCCUUCUUUCCUUCCUUCCUUCCUUAUCCAUGGAGAAGAUCGCGCACAGAAUCAUCGCUACUAACGGCAUAAACCUCCACGUGGCGGAAAUCGGGGAGGGCCCCGCCGUCCUCCUCCUCCACGGCUUCCCGGAGCUCUGGUACUCCUGGCGCCACCAGAUGCUCCACCUCGCCGGCAAAGGCUACCGCGCAAUCGCCCCCGAUCUCAGAGGCUUCGGUGACUCCGACGCGCCGCCGUCCCCCUCCAGCUACACUUUAUUUCACAUCGUCGGCGAUCUCGUCGGCCUCCUCGACGAUUUGGGUCUCGACCGGGUUUUUUUGGUCGGCCACGAUUGGGGCGCUCUGGUGGCUUGGUAUUUCUGCCUCUUCCGUCCCGACAGAAUUAAGUGUCUCGUAAACCUCAGCGUCGUCAUUCAGCCGAGGAAUCCCAAAUGGAAGCCCCUCGAUUUUAUGCGGAAGGUGCUCGGCGACGAUUAUUACAUCUGUCGAUUUCAGGAACCUGGAGUGGCUGAAGAGGAGAUGGCUAGAGCUGGUUCAGUGCAAGUGAUCAAAAAGUUUCUUACAGGAAGGAAUCCAAAUCCUCCUGUGAUUCCUAAAUCAGUUGGGAUUGGAGGGCCUCCCGGAAAAUCGAUUCAAUUGCCGGCGUGGCUGACCGAGGAAGAUGUCGAAUAUUUCGCCGGAAAGUUCGACAAGAAGGGAUUCACCGGUGGAUUGAACUACUAUCGGGCUUUGGAUCUGAAUUGGGAGCUGACGGCGCCGUGGACUGGGGUGCAGAUAAAAGUUCCGGUGAAGUUUAUUGUCGGAGAUUUGGAUGUGACGUACAACACUCCGGGGGUUAAGGAGUACAUAAAUGGCGGCGGGAUGAAGAAGCUUGUGCCGUAUUUGCAAGAGGUGGUGAUCAUGGAAGGAGUGGCUCAUUUUAUCAAUCAAGAAAAGGCUGAAGAGAUUUCUCAUCAUAUUUAUGAUUUCAUCCAAAAGUUUUGAUGAUGAUGACGAUGAUGAUGAAUGAAUGAAUGAGAACAUGUUGUUUGAGAUUAAUGGUCUGCUUCUGACAUCAUAGAAUUGAUAAUAAGAGCAAGGUUGAAUCUUUA
Messenger RNA from Andrographis paniculata, 1120 nucleotides. RefSeq lists its product as uncharacterized. Bases 60 to 1013 code for a protein of 317 amino acids. Gene Ontology annotation, molecular function: hydrolase activity. The transcript is spliced from 3 exons. Lineage: Eukaryota; Viridiplantae; Streptophyta; Magnoliopsida; Lamiales; Acanthaceae. The record is from RefSeq and is a predicted model, not a curated record.